Messenger RNA from Athene cunicularia (burrowing owl), 3542 nucleotides. It is a transcript of the gene ATG9A, whose product is annotated as autophagy related 9A. Bases 147 to 2516 code for a protein of 789 amino acids. Gene Ontology annotation, biological process: protein localization to phagophore assembly site; autophagy of mitochondrion. The record is from RefSeq and is a predicted model, not a curated record. The transcript has 13 exons. Gene Ontology annotation, cellular component: phagophore assembly site; autophagosome. NCBI's taxonomy places the organism in Eukaryota, Metazoa, Chordata, Aves, Strigiformes, Strigidae.
UGCCCCACACGCAGGAAGGCUGGGUAUGCCGGAGGGCCCCUCACCCUGCGCUUCUCCUUCCUUCAGCUCCAUGGCACCACAUCGAGAACCUGGACCUGUUCUUCUCUCGCAUCUAUAACUUGCAUCAGAAGAAUGGCUUCACUUGCAUGCUCAUUGGAGAGAUCUUUGAGCUCAUGCAAUUCAUCUUUGUGGUGGCAUUCACCACCUUUCUUAUUAGCUGCGUUGAUUACGACAUCCUUUUUGCCAACAAAGCGGUAAAUCACAGCCAGCAUCCGAGUGAGCCCAUUAAGGUGACUCUGCCAGAUGCCUUCCUGCCUCCAAAUGUCUGCAGUGCAAGAAUCCAGGCAAACAGCUUCCUCAUCUGCAUCCUGGUGAUAGCUGGGGUUUUCUGGAUCCACCGACUUGUCAAAUUUAUCUACAACAUCUGUUGCUAUUGGGAGAUUCACUCCUUCUACAUCAAUGCCCUCAGAAUCCCCAUGUCCACCCUGCCCUACUACACCUGGCAGGAGGUGCAGGCCCGCAUCGUGCAGAUCCAGAAGGAGCACCAAAUCUGCAUCCACAAGAAGGAGCUGACGGAGCUGGACAUCUACCACCGCAUCCUUCGCUUCAAGAACUACAUGGUGGCCAUGGUGAACAAGUCACUGCUGCCCAUCCGCUUCCGCCUGCCUCUGCUGGGAGACACCGUCUUCUACACGCGUGGGCUCAAGUACAACUUUGAGCUCAUCUUCUUCUGGGGGCCUGGCUCCCUCUUUGAAAAUGAGUGGAGCCUAAAGGCUGAGUACAAGCGGGCCGGCAACCGCCUGGAGCUGGCUGAGAAGCUCAGCACUCGAAUCCUCUGGAUUGGCAUUGCUAACUUCCUCCUCUGCCCCCUCAUCCUCAUCUGGCAGAUCCUCUAUGCCUUCUUCAGCUACACGGAGAUCCUGAAGCGGGAGCCGGGCAGCCUGGGUGCCCGCUGCUGGUCUCUCUAUGGCCGCUGUUACCUCCGUCACUUCAACGAGCUGGACCAUGAACUGCACUCACGCCUCAGCAAGGGCUACAAGCCGGCUUCCAAGUACAUGAACUGCUUUAUCUCCCCACUCCUCACUAUUGUGGCCAAGAACGUGGCCUUCUUUGCUGGCUCCAUCCUGGCUGUGCUCAUCGCUCUCACCAUCUAUGAUGAGGAUGUACUGGCGGUCGAGCAUGUCCUGACCACAGUCACCCUGCUCGGGGUGGGCAUUACGGUGUGCAGGUCUUUCAUCCCCGACCAGCACCUGGUGUUUUGCCCAGAGCAGCUGCUGCGAGUCAUCCUGGCGCACAUCCACUACAUGCCUGACCACUGGCAGGGCAAUGCCCACCGCUACGAGACCAGGGACGAGUUUGCCCAGCUUUUCCAGUACAAAGCGGUCUUCAUCCUGGAGGAGCUCCUGAGUCCCAUCAUUACGCCCCUGAUUCUCAUCAUCUGCCUGCGUCCCAAGUCCCUGGACAUCGUUGACUUCUUCCGCAACUUCACUGUGGAGGUGGUGGGUGUGGGUGACACUUGCUCCUUCGCUCAGAUGGACGUGCGACAGCAUGGCCACCCAGCGUGGAUGUCAGCAGGAAAGACGGAGGCCUCCAUUUACCAACAGGCCGAGGAUGGCAAGACGGAGCUGUCCCUCAUGCACUUUGCCAUCACCAACCCCAAGUGGCAGCCUCCCCGUGAGAGCACAGCCUUCAUCGGCUUCCUGAAGGAGCGAGUGCACCGGGACAGCAGUGUGGCGCUGGCUCAGCAGGCUGUGCUCCCAGAAAACGCCCUCUUCAGCUCCAUCCAAUCCCUGCAGUCGGAGUCAGAGCCUCACAGCCUGAUUGCCAAUGUGAUAGCUGGCUCCUCAGCACUGGGCUUCCACAUGGGCCGGGAGGGACAGGCCUCCCGCCAUCUCUCAGAAGUGGCCUCAGCCUUGCGUUCCUUCUCCCCACUCCAGUCUGCCCAGCAGCCUCCCAGCAACUUUCAGACAGGAGGAAGGGAUGGAGAGGGAGCCCAGCCUCGGGGUGCCAGUGCCAUGACAGCCUCUGGUGCCGAUGCGAGGACCGUGAGCUCGGGGAGCAGCGCCUGGGAGGGUCAGCUACAGAGCAUGAUCUUGUCGGAGUACGCCUCCACUGAGAUGAGUCUCCAUGCACUCUACAUGCACGAGUUGCACAAGCAGCACACCCAGCUAGAGCCCGAGCGUCACACUUGGCACCGGCGAGAGAGUGACGAGAGUGGGGAGAGCACCCACGAGGAGCUGGAUGCUCAGCGGGGUGCCCCUGUCCCCAUCCCUCGUUCUGCCAGCUACCCCUUUUCACCACGGCAGUCUUCUGAGGAGACAGCCACGCUGCAGACCGGCUUCCAGCGGCGAUACGGUGGCAUCACAGACCCGGGCACAGUACACAGAGCCCCAUCACACUUCUCCCGCCUCCCGCUGGGAGGCUGGGCUGAGGACGGGCAGUCGGCGCGACACCCAGAGCCUGUGCCAGAGGAGAGCUCAGAGGAUGAGCUUCCACCACAGAUCCACAAGGUAUAGCCUUGUAGACUGGGGAUCUCGUGGGGUUUGCAGACUGGGAGCUGCCUGGGCAGCAGGAUGUGGCGUCAUCCUGAUUCUUCUCCUGUCCUGAGUGGACCGGUUAGUCCCGGGCUCCAUUUCGUUGCCAUCAAUUGCCGAAAAGACAAAACUGCCAGGCUGGCGGCUUUGCGGUGGCACCUUGUGUCCAGCCGUGUGUCAACGCCACUCUUGACUCUUGUGGGGUGAAUGCGUGUGUGAGUACAUACAUGUGUCUGUGUUCACAUCUGUGUCGUCCGUGUCGGAGGAUCGCUGCAGAGCCUGCGAAGCUGACGUGACAGGACUAGUAGCGGGCAGCUGUGGACUGGCUCGGAGGUGGCAGCAGCAGCUACUGUUUGAGGGGAUGUGAGAUGGCACCAGCUCCAGAUAUCUGCCUGGAGCUGGGAUCUGUCUCCAGAGUGAAGGCAGGAGCCAUUCAGGGGGGUCUAGCUCAGCCUGUAGCACCACACCUGCCCUUGCAGCCCUGAGGAGGUGCCCAGGACCAUGCUCAUCCUCUGGAGAGGACCGACGUUGUGCCCCUCAGCCCAGAGCAGGACAGCAGCGGGGCAGUCAAUCUCUGCCCCAGCACCCUGCAGAGUGAUGAGCCCCGGCUGCUGCUGCUGUUGGUAGGGGCAGGAUCUAGAGUUGGUGGGAACAGCUCUGGCUGGGAUCCGGGGAUGCUGCAGCCCUUCCCUGACUCUCACGACAGCUGGCCUGUCCCCUGCACGUGAGGAAGGGGCAGUGGGCUGAAAGUCCUGGGUCCCUGAUGUCCCUCCCAGCUGGCAGCCUCUGUGCCAUACCUCUGGGCUAGGGCAGUGUCCUCCCUGUGCAGCGCCCAUGGGCUGCGGGCUGCUGUGGGCCCUCCUGCAGUGCCAAAGAGACCCCAGCAUGGGGCAGCCCGGCAUCUCCCAGGGGUGCUCGCAGCCCCCUCGGAGCCCACCCUGCAGGUCUUGUUCUCUGUCUAUUGGUUCCCUUCCCCCAGGCAUGAUAAAGGCCUUUUUCCCAUGCCCA